Messenger RNA from Micropterus salmoides (largemouth bass), 1103 nucleotides. RefSeq names its product embryonic polyadenylate-binding protein-like. Bases 27 to 542 code for a protein of 171 amino acids. The transcript is spliced from 5 exons. Gene Ontology annotation, cellular component: nucleus. The record is from RefSeq and is a predicted model, not a curated record. NCBI's taxonomy places the organism in Eukaryota, Metazoa, Chordata, Actinopteri, Centrarchiformes, Centrarchidae. Gene Ontology annotation, molecular function: RNA binding. Gene Ontology annotation, biological process: regulation of double-strand break repair; protein polyubiquitination.
AGCUGCCAGGUACCGUCCUGAGUCAGAUGCUGCAGGACGAGGCCACGCUGACCGCAGCCGUGGAGAAAGCCCUCAGAGCCCUACAGCUGGCACAGGAGCCCAGCAAGGUAAGAUGUAAGGACGAAGAUGAUGUGUCCAUGUCGUCUGACUCUCUGGGGGAGCAGCUGUUUGAGCUGGUGGAUGUUUAUAACACUGGCCACUCACAGAAAAUCACAGGAAUGCUUCUGGAGCAGCGCAAAGAGGCAGUUAUAAACCUUCUUUCAGAUCCAAAACAGCUGGAAGAGCAGGUGAACUUUGCCCUGAAGACACUUAAAGAGCAGAACCUGGAGGAGACAGACAUCAGUGACUCGUCGGACACUGAUGACACGGAGAGGCUGGGAGAGAAGAUCUUCUCACUGGUGGAGGAGCUAGAUCCACGUCAUGCAAAUGAUAUUACAGGUAUGCUACUGGAGAUGGACCCAACUGCUCUCCAACAGCUGCUCAGUGACCACACAAUGCUGGAGGGUGCUGUUCAGAAAGCACAAGCAGCACUGGACACUUAAAAAUGAACUCUUUCUACUUGAACAGAAGAGGACAACAACAGUUUACGCACAGAAUAACACAUUAUACAUAUUUUAACACAUACUGACUUUUAAUGAACUUGGAUAACGUAAUGCUGGGAAGAGCUUAUACAUCACUACAGGAGAUCAUGGUAAUACAAGUUACCUAUUACAUAACCAGCUAUCUUUGAUUUAUACUGAUUGUUGAGUGGACUGUGGACAGUCAAAGUUUGAUCUACUGUAAAUGAGAGUCAAGUCAGCCUCUUCUUAACUGAAAUGAAUAUUGCCCCUUCCUAAUACGGGUGCUCACUUCACUGGUAUGUGAUUGUACAAAACAUCAGAAUCAUUGUUCCUUUAUGAAAAAGUUUACAGCAGGCUGUAAGAGAGGAUUUACAUGUAAGGCUACAAAAGAAGUGCUUAUCUAGGUGUUGUCAUGCUAUGACAAUUUAUUUGAUUUUCUGUACUGAAAUAUUGAUCAUACUGCUCAUAUUGAUGUAACUGUAAGUUGAUGUAAUGCCUUUGCUAACACAAAAUACAGCAGAUUAUAUCUAAACUAAGGAAGCA